AUGGUGCCAGGAGGGUUACGUCCCAAACCGGUAGGAGAAGAAUCCGAAGAGACAACGAACGCAAACUCCAUUUCUCCCUCGCAAAGUCCCCAGCAGACGUCCCUCUCCAUGCUCCACCAGGUCCUCGCUUCCCCGACGAAGUCCCGUAUACCCCCCACCCCCAGGAGACCAUCUCGACCCCUCCCCCCCUUGCCACCCUUGCCCUUCGUCGCCAAAGACCCGCUGAGUGGCAUCGGGUAUCGGAGGACCUCGUCGCUAGAUCUGCGUGGCCGGUCCGAUCCGCCGACGUCGGGGAAAGAGAACGAAGGGACGUCCGUGUCGCAAGCUGAUGUCAAGACGAUGCUUCCCACACGGGCGAGUAGUCAGAGGGAGUUGCGGGCUGUGGGAUGUCGCUCGUCCUGUGGUAAGAUGGAUAUAACUACUUUUACUAGGGAUAUAACUACUUUUACUAGGGAUAUAACUACUUUUACUAGGGAUAUAACUACUUUUACUAGGGAUAUAACUACUUUUACUAGGGAUAUAACUACUUUUACUAGGGAUAUAACUACUUUUACUAGGGAUAUAACUACUUUUACUAGGGAUAUAACUACUUUUACUAGGGAUAUAACUACUUUUACUAGGGUUAUAACUACUUUUACUAGGAAUAUAACUGUCAUUGUUACUAUUUGCAUUACUAUGAACGCCCGAGAGAACCGUAGAGUCGAGAGCACGCAGGAUUCCCCAGUCCUCACCUCGAACCCUGCCUAUCGCUCCCUCCCUCCUGCACGAGUGUCCUGCGCUCAGCUAGAGAGUUCCGGACGUCCUUCCAUGCCACCUCCAAAGCCGCCGCGCACCUUCGCCGCCGCCCACCCGAUCCCGCCCAGUUCUCGGGCAUCCCAGGCGGUUCAGGACAAGCCCCCUCUGCCCCCGAGAACGCCCGUGUUCAAGCUGCCUCCCACGCCCACCGCCGUAUCGCAGUCCCGCCCAAAGAACGCCCUCCCUCUGCCGCCGCGAUCGCUCGUCUGGUCGCACGCCCAUCGCGACCCUACGCGUCCGCCACUGCCACCGGGAGGAGCGAAAGGCCACCCACGCCCGCCACCUCCUCUUCCUCCUUCUGCGUUUGCUCGGGCCAGGUCUCCCUCCUCGUCCUCUCCUCCGUUACCUCCUCCAGCCGCUCGCUCUCCAUCCCAGCCCCUUCGCCAUCUAUCGGCCUCCUCCUCCGACUUACGAGCCUGUGCCCCUCCGAACGACGCCCCUUCCCCCCUCCCUUCGCCCGGAGGUUCGCGCCCAGCCACCCUGCCGAGGUGGGCUUCGCUGCUCCUCCCAGGGACCCGACAAUCUGCAGCCAAGAAGGAUUCGGAAGCCUCCCCUAACAACCAGAGACGAAGAGAACCUCGAGGCUCGCCCGACCCUGAGGAAAGAAGAUCGCGUCCUACCACAGGCAGUGCCAGGGGGUUGGCGCGGUGGCCUUCAGCCCCUCCUGCAGGAAGAGCUCCUUCGUCAGCCCCGAAGCCUACGGUCACAUCCUACACGCUCAUGGUGUACACGGACGACUCCACAACGCCGCCAACGACCUCGAUCUUCCUGGGACCACCUGUGACGAGGCGAUGA
Molecule: messenger RNA, 1590 nt
Organism: Penaeus indicus
Lineage: Eukaryota; Metazoa; Arthropoda; Malacostraca; Decapoda; Penaeidae
Product: proteoglycan 4-like
Exons: 5
Coding region: 1-1590 (529 amino acids)
Source: RefSeq, a predicted model, not a curated record